AUGGCGCCCUCAGCCACCAGCACGGAAUGGGACCACCAGUUUCACACUCUGCGUCGCCAGGAUCUCUUCCGCAAUCCUCCUACCGAUCAUUCCGCAUAUCCUGCUCUCCAGUUAGCAGUCAACCCCCACAUUGAGUCGUUCAACGCCAUCUUCCGCGGCGAUGGAAAGCCCGGCCUUCUGGCCCAUGGCCUGGCGGAUAUUGGCACAAAAGUUUUCCUCGAUGGCAACGACCGCGCUGGCCCAGAAGGCAAAAACCGCCUCCAGAUUCGGAUCAAGGAGGUGACCCUGCAAAAGCCGCAGGUGCCGCCAUCCAACAAGCUGGCCCUGAACAGAGAAAUUUUCCCGGCCGAGUGCAGAGAGAGACACGCUACCUACAGAGGAAAGCUCUCCGCCACUUUUGAGUACAGCAUCAAUGGAGGCGAUGUCAUUGAAUUUACCAGAGAGCUUGGCCAGGUUCCUAUUAUGAUCAAGUCAAACAGAUGUCACCUCGAGAAUAACUCGCCUGCUUUGUUGGUUUCACGAAAAGAAGAGUCCGAAGAGCUUGGUGGAUACUUUAUUGUCAACGGUAAUGAAAAGAUUAUCCGUCUCCUGCAGGUGAACAAGCGAAACUUUCCCAUGGCCAUCAACCGUCCGAGUUUCACAAAUCGAGGUGCCGGAUACACCACAUACGGUAUCAUUCUGCGAUCAGUACGACCAGACGAGACGUCGCAGACAAAUGUUUUGCAUUACUUGAAGGAUGGAAAUGUGACCUUCAGGUUUUCUUGGCGCAAGAACGAAUACCUUAUCCCCGUCAUCAUGAUUCUCAAGGCACUGGUGGAAACCAACGACCGAGAAAUCUUUGAGGGACUGAUUGGACCCAUGGGCUCUAAGUCGGCCCAAAACACUUUCCUCACAGAUCGUGUAGAACUCCUGUUGCGAACAUACAAGGCCUAUCGCCUCUACAGCAAGUCUGAAACACGUGCCUACUUGGGCCAAAAGUUCAGGGUCGUCUUGGGAGUUCCGGAGACCAUGUCAGAUUACGAGGUUGGAACUGAAUUCCUGCGAAAAAUUGUCUGCGUGCAUCUGGGCAAUGUCGACGUCACUGAGAAGCAAGAUCUCGACAAGUUCCACAUGGUGCUGUUCAUGAUUCGGAAGCUCUACGCCUUGGCCGCUGGUGAAUGCGCCGUCGACAAUCCCGAUGCCAUCCAGAACCAGGAAAUUCUGCUCGGUGGAUUCCUUUACUCGCAGAUUUUGAAGGAGAGGCUAGACGAGUUCCUUAGCGUGAGCGUUCAAGAAUUCCGAAAGGAGUUCCCUGGUGGCAUCUUCAGAAAGUCAAACGAAAAUAUCGCCAAUGGCCUCGAAUACUUCCUUUCCACCGGUAAUUUGGUUAGUGCCUCUGGUCUGGAUCUACAGCAAACAGCAGGCUUCACUGUGGUGGCAGAGAAGCUCAACUUUUUGCGUUUCAUCAGCCACUUCAGAAUGGUUCACCGUGGUGCCUUCUUCGCCCAACUCAAGACAACAGCCUGCAAGAUUAUGACGGAUUACAUCGAUGUUUCCAGCAUUCCUGCGCUGGUCGCUGAGCUCGGUGCUGUUGAAACAUCAUCCGCGUCCACUGAUGAGAGUGUUGUUGUCAUGCUGGAUGGCAAGAUCCUCGGAUGGUCCACCCCGAAGGAGUCACUGCGAAUCGGGGACUGCUUGAGAUACUGGAAGGUCGAGGGCUCGCACAACGUACCUUUGCAGCUCGAGAUCGGAUACGUACCCCCAUCAAACGGCGGUUCAUACCCGGGUCUGUAUCUGACAUCCACCCCGUCCAGAAUGGUUCGACCCGUCAAAUACCUGCCCCUACAGAAAGAAGACUUUGUCGGCCCCUACGAGCAGCCUUACAUGUCAAUCGCUGUCGUUCCGCAGGAGAUUGAGUCUGGUGUGUCUACACACGUUGAAUUCGACCCAACCAACAUGCUCUCCAUCCUUGCCAACAUGACGCCGUUCUCCGACUUUAACCAAUCUCCCCGAAACAUGUACCAGUGUCAGAUGGGUAAACAAACUAUGGGAACUCCAGGUACGGCCAUUCGACACCGAACAGACAACAAGUCCUAUAGGAUACAAACGGGUCAAACCCCCAUUGUCCGUGCCCCUCUUCACAACACUUAUGGCUUCGACAACUUCCCCAACGGCAUGAACGCAGUGGUUGCUGUCAUUUCUUACACCGGUUACGACAUGGACGAUGCUAUGAUCAUCAAUAAGUCUGCUCACGAAAGAGGCUUCGGUCACGGUACCGUCUACAAGACCAAGAAGAUCACGCUCAAGGAUGACUCAAGAACCAGGGCUGCCAAGAGCGUUGUCAAAAUGUUUGGUUUCGCCCCUCACAGCUAUGUCAGCGCGGCGUACCAGGGCAUGCUUGAUGACGAUGGUUUGCCGCACGUUGGCCGAAUGGUAAAGGAAGAUGAUGUUUUGUGCGCAUGGCACACAGUCACCCCCGAUUACAACGGAAACCUGGUCAACCUUGACGGACUCACCCACUACGAGAAAUACAAGGACUCUGAGAUUGGAUUCAUCGAAGAGGUCCGACUGAUUGGUGCCGAAUCAGGCUCUGAGCCUCUGCAGACGAUUUCCAUCAAGAUCCGUAUCCCUCGUUCUCCCGUCAUUGGUGACAAGUUCUCAUCCAGACACGGACAGAAGGGUGUCUUGUCACAAAAAUGGCCGAUGGUGGAUAUGCCCUUUUCCGAGACUGGUAUUCAGCCCGAUGUCAUCAUCAACCCUCACGCUUUCCCGUCUCGAAUGACGAUUGGUAUGUUUGUGGAGUCGCUGGCCGGAAAAGCUGGUGCUCUGCAUGGACUGGCGCAGGAUUCUACUCCAUUCAGGUUUGACGAAGAGAACACGGCAGCAGACUACUUCGGACACCAGCUCAUGAAGGCCGGAUUCAACUACCACGGAAACGAGCCCAUGUAUUCUGGCAUCACGGGAGAGGAGCUCGGUGCCGAUAUCUACAUCGGUGUAGUCUACUACCAGAGACUACGUCACAUGGUUAACGACAAGUACCAGGUGCGAACCACUGGUCCUGUGGUGCCCACAACAGGCCAGCCCAUCAAGGGCAGAAAGAGAGGUGGUGGUAUCCGUGUGGGAGAAAUGGAACGUGAUGCCCUGUUGGCACACGGCACAGCCUUUUUGCUGCAAGACAGACUGCUCAACUGCUCAGAUUACACUCGAUCAUGGAUCUGCCGUCGCUGCGGAUCAUUCUUGUCCGUGCAGCCCACAGUAUCUCAAUUCGCACCAGGAAAGAAGAAGGCUCCCAGCAUGGUCCGUUGCCGAAACUGUGCCGUCAGGCUCGACGACAGCGAGGGCAUCGACUUGACGGAAAUUCAGGGAGAGAUUUGGGAGGAUGGCCAGGGCAACUGCUGGGUGGGCGGCGACCAGACGACGCAGGUUGUGGUCCCCGGUGCGCUCAAGUUUUUGGAUGUGGAGUUGGCGGCCAUGGGCGUCAAGCUCAAGUACAGAAUAGACCGGACGGACGAGCCUCGCAAGGGACCGAUGAAGCCGCUGAAGCAGAUUACGGCGGCUGCUUAG
Molecule: messenger RNA, 3543 nt
Organism: Trichoderma breve
Lineage: Eukaryota; Fungi; Ascomycota; Sordariomycetes; Hypocreales; Hypocreaceae
Product: RNA polymerase rpb2, domain 6 domain-containing protein
Exons: 4
Coding region: 1-3543 (1180 amino acids)
Biological process (GO): DNA-templated transcription
Cellular component (GO): RNA polymerase I complex; nucleus
Molecular function (GO): DNA binding; DNA-directed RNA polymerase activity; ribonucleoside binding
Source: RefSeq, a predicted model, not a curated record